AUGCUGUCAGAGGAGGAGAAGCCGGUCUACAGUAGCGAACACCGCGUCUAUGCCUGUUCCAUCUGCGGAAAAGUCUACUCUUACCUCGAGUCUUUCAGGAAUCACCAGAAGAUGCACACGGCACCUGAGAGCGAAACGGAUGUCAGCUGCGAGGUGUGUGGGAAGACGUUUGCCCGACAAGCAAGUCUAGCGAUCCAUAUGAGAUCGCACAGACUACCCGUUAGCCCAGAGAAACUGCCAGAUGAGUGCACUAGCCUUUACUGUGAGCAAUGCAACAAGUCAUUUAACUCCUCUCUAACCUAUGCCUCCCAUAUGGACAUUCAUAGGCAAAGGCCUUUCUGGUGCCUUUCAUGUGCUAAAGGGUUUGCUGACAUAGGGUCGCUGGAAAAACAUUUGAAAAGCCACAACAACAAAAAGUACAAGUGCGACCUCUGUCCCAAGUCUUUCCGGGUUCCAGCCGAACUUCGCUACCACUACAACGUCCACACGGGUGCCAAACCUUACAAGUGUGGUCUCUGUUCUAAGGACUUCUCUCAGCUAGGUAACCUAAUAACCCAUCGAAAAAAACACUUGGGCGUCUUCAAGUCUGGAGGAAAGGUGCCACUGGGCAAUAGGUCAAGACCAUAUGCAGGGAAGAGGAGAGUUACUCUAAUGAGAAAGCUGAUUGUUGGAGGGACAGGAACAGUAGAGAAAGCGGAGGAAUAUGUGGACGGCAUGAUCAAGGAAGAGAUGGAAAGUGGUGAAGAGGACGAUGACGUCACCAAUGCUGAAGGUGAUUCGCCCUCAAGCGAUUCCUCUGAAUCUUCAGAAAGUGACUCAGAUUCAUCCGGCUCCUCUGAUUCAUCUGAUUCAUCCGAUUCCUCUGACUCUUCAUUGGACUCGUCUGCCGCGGACAACGAGGUAGGGGGAGACGCCAACAAGGAAAAGGAAGAAGUGUCUGGAGGACAGGAUGCAGAUGGGGAGGAAGACUGGGAAUGUUUCGAAUGCGGCUCUCGUUUCAGUUUGGAGCCUGAGCUUCAUCGGCAUUAUAUGAAACAUGCCAGUGGGGAGCUGUGA
This is a messenger RNA of Chanos chanos (milkfish), 1056 nucleotides long. Its product is annotated as zinc finger protein 569-like. Bases 1 to 1056 code for a protein of 351 amino acids. Gene Ontology annotation, biological process: regulation of transcription by RNA polymerase II. Gene Ontology annotation, molecular function: DNA-binding transcription factor activity, RNA polymerase II-specific; RNA polymerase II cis-regulatory region sequence-specific DNA binding. The transcript has a single exon. NCBI's taxonomy places the organism in Eukaryota, Metazoa, Chordata, Actinopteri, Gonorynchiformes, Chanidae. The record is from RefSeq and is a predicted model, not a curated record.